AGGCGAGAGGAGAGGAGAGGCGGAGGGAGAGCCCCAGAGCAGACCUGCGUCUCGAGCUCGGGAUUUCGCAGAGCGCGGCCAGCAUGUUUGCCCCCAGCCCUGCCGCCUGGGGAUUCUGCCUUCAGCUUGUCUUCUGCUUUGCUUUAUCUCAGACUUCGUACGUUGACAGUGUCUUCUCAGUUUCAGCAGAUCUCCCUUGUUUGGAACAGAAGAAACGACUCAGCCCCAGAGCGUGCUGCCUCCUCGGCCCCCCGCCACCGCCGCUGUUCCCACCACCGUACUUCAGGCACAGCUGGAGCACACUGCUUGCCCUUGAUGUGAAAGACUUCUGUCAAGAGCUCCAGAUAACAGAGUCUUCCUCUAUACCUGAAUCAUUUUGCCCCUCAGGGCCUCCUGGCCCCCAGGGUCCACAAGGAAUUCCUGGUAUAAUGGGACCAAAAGGGGAGAAAGGGGAGAUUGGCAGGCCAGGAAGAAAGGGUAGACCAGGUCCCCCGGGCGUCCCUGGAAUGCCAGGACCAACUGGAUGGCCUGGACCAGUAGGACCCAAGGGUGAAAAGGGAGAUUUGGGUGUGAUGGGAUUGCCAGGUACAAGAGGACCAAUGGGCUCCAAGGGUUUUCCUGGAACUAGAGGAGAAAAGGGGUCCAGAGGUGACACAGGUGACAAAGGAGUCAAAGGAGACCAGGGAGAAAUAGGUUCCCCUGGAAUGCUGGGUCAGAAAGGCGAGAUGGGCCCGAAGGGGCAAUCUGGAGCACCAGGACACAGAGGACCUAUAGGAAGACCAGGAAAACGAGGCAAACAAGGACAAAAGGGAGACAUUGGACCUGUGGGAAUCAUGGGUCCACCUGGAAGGCCUGGUCCGUCAGGCCAGCCAGGCCCCCCUGGACCUUCCGGAUCAGGACAAUUAGCAAUAGGACCAAAAGGGGAAAGAGGACUUCCAGGGCCUCCAGGGAGAUGUCUCUGCAGGUCCCCACAAAAUGUGAAUAGUCAACCAUAUGAGGAAUCUGUGUUUGGACAUAGUUAUCCAAAAGUCCCUGCGAUUUUUGUGGUGAACAGUCAAGAAGAAUUGGAGCGGUUAAAAACUGAAAAUGCCUUAGCUUUUAGAAGAGAUCAACGAUCUUUGUAUUUCAAGGAUACCAUUGGAUGGCUCCCAAUCCAGCUCACCCCUUUCUACCCUGUGGGUUACCCCUUAGAGGAUGGUGGCACCUGUGGAGACGGCAUAGUGCAGGCUGGGGAAGAGUGCGAUGACGGCAAUGCGGUCGUGACCGACGACUGCAUAGAAUGUCGCCGUGCUUACUGUGGUGAUGGCUACAGACACGAGGGGGUUGAAGACUGUGAUGGGAAGGAUUUUGGAUAUUUAACAUGUAAAACAUAUCUCCCUGGGUCUUACGGAAAAUUACGAUGCACUUCGUACUGCUACAUUGACUCUACACAGUGUCGAUAUUUCACAUGAGGGGAGCGCAGGGGUGGGUAGCAUCCCACGCGUAACAGGGACACUAGGUGCUACACUCUCACUCUCUAUCCAAGAAGGACUGAGACAAGAAGAAAAAAAAACAAACAUGUCAUGCUGCUGAUGGCCAUUUUGAAAUGUUUUUCUUUUUUUAAAUUAAGCCAAAUCAGAGAUAAGUAGGACCACUGCAUCCUGUCUUAAUAGAAAAAUGUCAAAUAGUGUUUGCCAGUAAGACUUUCACAUGGCUAUGUGUGGGAACCUGCUCUCUAUCAUAGAUGCAACAUUAAACUACUGGAAACCAAAUUUCACUAGCCAGGAAUAUUGUGUAAAGACAACAUUACCUCGACUUAGCACUGUUAGACCUAAAUGUAAAUUCUUCAGGGUUUUUGUUUUUAAACCUUAUCAGCAUAAACACAAUGCAUAUCUUGGAUGCGGUGUUUAUAGAGACUCUUUACUCUUUUAUUACAAUGUGAACUUUUUAAGUGCUGUAUCCUUGUGAGUUAUGAUUUCGGUGCCGUUGAGGCUAACUCUGCACCCUCAUGGGUAGAGCAAGCUGAUGCCGUUCAGAAAGUGCUUUAAAGGGCAGCAAAUCAGGCAAAGAACCUUUGCCUUCGGGCUAAGAAGUUUGGCUCUGUGUGUCUGUGCACAUGCAGGAGUGACACCGUCCCAGGAGGCCUAAAAUCGAAGAACACAAAGGCUGAACUGGGCAAAUAAACUGUGAAAUAGCCAAGGAGCUCUCUCUUCUUGGAGGAAUCGGACUGGAAGGGAGGUCAAAAUGCGAACAUCGCUUGCUUUUCCACCGUUGUCAGGCUGACUGUAUCUUAUGUGAUACCAGGAGGACUUCAGGUUAGCUGUUUCCCUGAUUAUCUACCUGAAAUCACAACAUGACCAUGUACACAUUGAUUUUUCACCCCAGUUUCUGCACUGGAAGCUAUUAUUUUUUGUUUUCUUCCCCUUGUCCACCUGAUCUUUGUCAUUCAGGCAUCCAGUUAUAUUCUGUCCUUGCUGCACGUGUGCUGACCUCCCUCUGUACCGCUGUCUGUUUCUGCUGUCUUGUCCAGAGUAUUGCUGAGUGCACAUUCUUGGGGGUUUUAUCUCUACAAAGCAAAUCUCGGAGUAGUGUGUCUGAGGAUGCUCAUUCAGUCUGUAUGCUGUAUAAUGUACAUAUAUUUUUGUUUUUCAGAAAGUUUGGUCAAAUAUAUUAGCUCUGAUAGGAGUCAGGGUGAUUAUAUACUUAUUUACUAGCACGCAUUAAAAAGUAAAUUUCACGUGGGAAGCGUAUUAAAUGUUAUGUGCAAAAGAGUUUAUUAUAGAAGAAAAUGCUACAAAGAUGUGUGAAAUUCAGGUUUAAAAGCCUUAAAUGGAGGUGUUAUUUUCAUACAGGCCACUGUUUUCUGCUUUGCAAUAGAUGCUGUACAUGAAUAUUUGAAAUGCAUGAGUUAUAUGUAACAGUGACAGCACUGUAACAGCUGCACUUAGAUGGUUACUUCUAUAAAGGUUAAAUAAAGGUGGAUGCUAUAUUAUAAUGAUAAUGCAUUAAAG
Rhea pennata is the source of this 2990-nucleotide messenger RNA. RefSeq names its product collagen like tail subunit of asymmetric acetylcholinesterase (gene COLQ). The coding region runs from base 84 to 1451 and encodes 455 amino acids. The transcript is spliced from 17 exons. The record is from RefSeq and is a predicted model, not a curated record. Gene Ontology annotation, molecular function: extracellular matrix structural constituent conferring tensile strength. Lineage: Eukaryota; Metazoa; Chordata; Aves; Rheiformes; Rheidae. Gene Ontology annotation, biological process: extracellular matrix organization.